AUGGAUACAGACACAAACAUCCGCACUCUGUUCACUUCCGCCAAAAACCAGCGAAAAGAGCUGGAAUCCUCCCCAGACCCCACGAGCCCCGUCUACCAUGAAAAUCUGCAAGCAGCUAUCACAAGUCUCGAGGAAUGUAGGAAGAUUGUAGAUAGCAUAUCGCUAUUCAGUCCGAAUGAGACUGAAGAUGACAUCUCAUCUGGGGACCUACAGUACCUCCUCGUCGACUACUACUUAGCAGACUUGAUACUCAAAGACAAUACUUCAGACAGGCAGAUGAUCCUACAGCGAGCACAGGAAAUAUACGAACGCUAUCUCUGCCUCUUGGACACCUACAGCAUGCUCAAUGCUAGGGAUAGGAAGCUUUACGAAAGAUACCUCGAGGGUAGAGACGAUUUCUCUCUGAUAUCGACAACAGACCCUGCAGCGCGCAGAGAUACAAAAAUAGCAAGGUACAAGCAAGAGAAUGAAUUAAAGCUCAAGCUUGAAUUCCUCAGCAAGGUCCCGAUGGAGCUUCAAGGAGACGAUGCUGCACUCAGGGAGAUCGUCCUUGCCGAGAUUCAACUAUGCGUCCACCACACCUUCCACUCACUCGACGUUAUCGGGCAAGAGCUCAAGAUCCUUGCACUCAUGCCUACGACUCCACCUCCUGGACCUGAAGAUCGAGCUGCUGACUAUCGAGAACGCAACGGUCGACGUGGAGACGACUAUUCUGACCGCCUAGAUCCAUCGCUUUCGCUACUCACGAAGAAAGGGAAGGCAGGGCCCAUACUCAGCAAAGAUGGGAAACCUCUCAAACCUUUCACCCUUCUGGACAGUCGGCAGACGUUACGAGACGGCGUCUUUAGACCGGACCAUAGCCUGCCCACGAUGACCAUAGAUGAAUACCUGGCGGAGGAAAAGAGAAGAGGAGGUAUAAUUGAAGGUGGGGGAGAGCAAUCGGGCAGGCCUGCAGAGCCUGAUGAAGACAAUCUGGACAAGGCGGACAUGGAAACUAUGAAGGCGAGAGAGUGGGAUGAGUUCACUGAGUCGAAUCCCAAGGGUAGUGGGAAUACCCUUAAUCGUGGCUAG
Letharia columbiana is the source of this 1071-nucleotide messenger RNA. RefSeq lists its product as uncharacterized. Gene Ontology annotation, cellular component: cytosol. Gene Ontology annotation, molecular function: protein phosphatase 2A binding. The transcript has 3 exons. Bases 1 to 1071 code for a protein of 356 amino acids. Lineage: Eukaryota; Fungi; Ascomycota; Lecanoromycetes; Lecanorales; Parmeliaceae. Gene Ontology annotation, biological process: regulation of dephosphorylation; regulation of signal transduction. The record is from RefSeq and is a predicted model, not a curated record.